Messenger RNA from Hibiscus syriacus, 1124 nucleotides. Its product is annotated as auxin-responsive protein IAA11-like. The coding region runs from base 68 to 973 and encodes 301 amino acids. Gene Ontology annotation, cellular component: nucleus. The record is from RefSeq and is a predicted model, not a curated record. Gene Ontology annotation, molecular function: protein binding. The transcript has 6 exons. NCBI's taxonomy places the organism in Eukaryota, Viridiplantae, Streptophyta, Magnoliopsida, Malvales, Malvaceae. Gene Ontology annotation, biological process: regulation of DNA-templated transcription.
GCCCCAUUUCUCUCUGCCCACAAUUCAUCACUUUCCUUGCUUUCAACACUUUUAAGUUUAAAUUUCAAUGCAAGGAGGCGUUGUUAAUGGCGGUUCUGAAAGUGGGUCCAUGUCCACCGUGUUAAGGGAGGAUAACAUGGUGGUCUCCUCUGAAGAUUCUUCGUGCCCAGAUGAGUAUGAAUUGGAAUUGGGUCUUGGCCUCAGCCUCGGUGGUGGUGGUUCUAAGAUGCACCAGGUUUCAAAGUGUGGUCAAUAUGCUAGGAUUUUGACUGCUCAAGAUUUUCCCCCUUCGUCUCCUUCCCCAUCAUCAUCGUCUUCGUCAUCUUCGUUUUCUUUAACUAGAGCUAAUAUCACGGCCGGGACCAAGAGGACUGCUGAUUCCGUGGCUGCUGCUAAUGGAUCUAGUCAAGUCGUGGGGUGGCCUCCUAUCAGAGCUUAUAGAAUGAAUAGCUUGGUUAAUCAAGCAAAAGCAUCGGUCACAGAAGGAUUUAACUUGUCAAUGGAGAACCGUAAAGAGGAGACCUUGAUGGUUGAGAACAGCACCACUGGCAGCUACCAUAACAGUGGUAAUACUAAGCUCGGGAAAUUUCUAUUUGUGAAGGUGAAUAUGGAUGGAAUUCCGAUUGGAAGGAAGGUCGAUCUGAAUGCCCAUGAAUCAUAUGAAAAGUUAGCAAAAACGUUGGAAGAAAUGUUCCUUGAAACCACCCCAAGUGUCAAUUCAGCAGGAUCAAUGGCGCUGCAACGUGAUAUGAAAAACAAAAUGGCAAGGCCUUCGAAACUGCUAAAUGGAUCAUCUGAUUUUGUGCUUGCUUACGAGGACAAGGAGGGUGACUGGAUGCUUGUCGGAGAUGUUCCUUGGGAGAUGUUCAGUAGUUCGGUGAAGAGGCUUAGAAUCAUGAGGAAAUCUGAGGCCACCGGAUUAGCUCCAACAUCACAAGAAAGGAACCAAAGGCAAAGAAGAAAGGCCAUAUAGAAUGUGAUUCUCUCAAAUCCCUCAUCAGUAUAAGAUGAAUAGGGAAUCCCUUGCAAAAUACAAAGCAAAGCAAAGGAAAAUAAAUACAGGAAAGUUAGAGCAGUGUGAAAAUCCCUGGUUGUGUGCCCUUUUGUUUCCAUCAUUACAUGUU